Messenger RNA from Symbiodinium natans, 3207 nucleotides. The record is from the annotation of a GenBank genome assembly. NCBI's taxonomy places the organism in Eukaryota, Dinophyceae, Suessiales, Symbiodiniaceae.
AUGCUGGAGACCCCGGAGGAAAUGCGGGUUGAGCUGGCCUACGAGAAGAUGAUGGAGAACGUCACCAAAGUCGACGAGCAGUCAAAGAUCUGUUUGCUCGGGCUGGUGUGCAUGCAAUACUACUUCGCGCACAUGCUCCUCUUCGAAGUGGGCAGUGUGGAGGCGGCGGCAGAAGCCUUCCGGAUGAUGGACGAGCAUUCAGGUGCUCUCCACCCCGACCUUUUCGACAAGGCGGCGGGCUACGGCAAGACGUGGCCGAUCACCGCGGAUUUGAUGGACAGCAUGAGGCGGGCCCUCCUCCGCGCAUCUGUCGGCGGAGGCCAUGGCGGCCCCAACCGACGGCGCCGCUUCAAGAGUGCCUUCGGCCUUCAUGACGAGGACUGGGCCAAGGUCUGGGGAGCCUGGCGGCCGGGCGGUGCUGGGCCCCAGCCUGGCAGCCGGCUGGAGGAGCCCUUCGGCGCCGCCAUGACGGGAGCCCCGCGGCCCAGCUUCCGGGUCUUCGUCUACGACCCGGACACCAUUCCAGGCUUGAGGACCCUGACCCGGGGCGGCUCCUUCUGCAAGCACAACCAGUGGGGCAUGGAGGUGGCGUUGCACGACUGGUUCCUGGCCUGCGCUCUUGCUCAGCAGAGCACUCGCGUUGUCGUCGUAGAGCAGGGUUCCGGCUCCUUCCAACAGCGAUGCCUCCAAGCGGGCCGAGGUUGCAGGGUUCGCCGGGUGGUCUGGCAGCAUCCUUCGACCAACUCUGCACUUACAUCGACAAGCCCGGGGGGUAAAAGACCCGCGAUUUCUCGCAGGGUACGGGAGAGGCGUAAAGUUUCUCGGAACCCCACAAGCCAUGGAACCAACCCCAUGGUUCUGACCUCGAAGCUUAGAAACUCGACUUCGCCCGCGGAGUUGCUGUCGCUCUUGGAGAAGGAGGUGGACGCUGCGGUCUUCAAUGACUUCCACAUGUCAGCCACCUUCACUCGCUUGGCCUUUUUCAAGAGAAGUCGCAGGCUGUCUGCAAUUGAUGCCCGAAGCCCUGUGUGGCCCAGACUCACUGCCAGGUUGCAGGUGAUGCUCAAGACAGACAUGAUCUCACCACGUGCAGUUGCCAACGUACUCUGGGCCCUUGUUGAGAUCUACCAAGACAUCAACAUGCACGUGGCGAGUGCAGUGCCAGCUCUUGUGCGCUGUGUGCGGAACAAGGCAGCAGACAUGAACGAGUUUGACUUGUCAAACAGCCUCUGGGCUGUCGCAAGUUUGCAUGAGUCAGAGCCCGAGGUCCUGAUGGCAGUGCCUGUCAUUGCAGAGCGCAUACCGCAGAAAGCGGCCAGUAUGGUUCCGCAGGCCCUGUCGAACUGUCUGUGGGCAGCCGAGUAUCUGCGAGAUGCAGCACCUGCCGUCCUGACGGCUGUGCCUGCAAUUGCAGAGUGCAUACUGCAGAAAGUGAAGGACUUUGAUCCACAAGGGGUGUCCAACAUCCUGUGGGCAUCUGCGAAUCUGCAAGAGGCAGCGCCUGCUGUCCUGGUGGCCGUACCCGUCAUCGCGGAGGUCGUGCCGCACAAGGUCGAGAGCAUGAAGCCUCAAGAGAUUGCAAACAGCUUUUGGGCUGUGGCGAAUCUGCAAAAGGCAGCGCCUGCUGUCCUGAUGGCUGUGCCCUCCAUCGCAGAGCGCAUACCACAGAAGGCAGAGAGCAUGAAUCCUCAGGAGUUGUCCAACAGUCUGUUGGCAGCAGCGAAGCUGCAAGAGGUAGCCCCCACUGCCUUGACAGCUGUUCUGGCGAUUGCAGAGCGCAUACCGGAGAAGGCAGAUGGCAUGAUUCCUCAGCACUUGUCGAACAUCAUCUGGGCAGCUGCAAAAUUGCAAAAGACAGCCCCUGCUGUCUUGAUGGCCGUGCCCGCCAUCGUCAAGCGCAUACCGCAAAAGGUGGAGAGCAUGAUUCCUCAGCACUUGUCGAACAUCUUGUGGGCGGCUGCAAAUCUGCAAGAGGCAGUCCCUGCUGUCCUGACGGCUGUGCCUGCCAUUGCGGAGAGCAUACCGCAGAAGGAGGAGAGCAUGAUUCCCCUGCAAUUGUCGAACAUCUUGUGGGCAGCUGCGAACCUGCAAGAAGCAGCGCCUGCUGUCCUGACAGUUGUUCCUGCCAUCGUGGAGCGAAUAUCACAGAAGGUGGAGAGCUUUAAUCCACAAGAUCUGUCCAACAUUCUGUGGGCAAUAGCAAAGCUCGAAGAUGCCGCACCUUGUGCUCUGAGCGCGGUUCCGCCCAUCAUCGCCCAGGCUUCUCAGGAAAUCACCAGCAUGAACAUUCAAGGUUUGCGGAUGUCUUCGUGGGCAGCAAACCAGCUUGGCGAGGAGGACUUGGAAGCCAAGCUGAAGGCAGAGCUUGCACGACGUAAAGGCCGAAGAAGGGAGGAGGAGUCGAUGGAGGCGUCCAGGGUCGGCUGUGGCCGCAGCGGCUGUGCGCACGAGGCGGACUUCUUCUUCGUGCCGCACUACACCUCCUGCCUCAUCAACCACGCCGAUACCUUCAAAGGCUGCGACACCAAGCAGCUCUGCGAACCCACCACGCGUCUUUUCGAAGAGGUCCUGAGCACGUCCACCUCGUACCUCCAGAUGGAGGGCGGACAAAACCAUCUCUUUGUUUGGGGCUCCGGCAUGGGCGCCGAUGGGCCGUUCGCCACCUGGAGGAAGUGGGUGCCCAAUGCCAUCUUCAUGAUGACUGAGACGGAGCUCUGGAACCCCUACAAGGAUGUGGUGGAGCCUUCCUUCACGCGCUACAAGGACAUCCUGGUUCCGGGCCGCCUCACCGUGGAUGACAUGAUCGCCCUUGGGAAGAUGGCCCGGCCCCUGGACGAGCGAGACAAGUUGGGCCACUUCAUCGGCUGGCCCAGGCCUCCGCACCCUUCGGUGCUGCCGCCCGAGACCUGCCAAGACAGCAGCUGCUCCCUGAACGUCCGCUCCGUACUGCUGGCCCUCAAGGAGACGGAGCCUCUGUUCCACGUGGAUGUGGACGUGCCCUACGUGGAGUCCUUCCUGGGCUUGACCAGCUCCUUGUUCUGCUUCGUGCCUCGUGGCAAGAGCGCCUGGUCCUCACGAUUCUUCCAGACCUUCUUUGCUGGAUGCAUCCCGGUCCUGCUGAACGAUCGCUACGAGCCCCCCUUCGGCGAGUUUGUCGACCUGCCUUCUGCGGUGAUCAAGUGGCCCAUGACGCAGGUCGGCGGGUGA